AUGGAGCCGUGGCAGCGCCCUUGGUCAAAGCCUGAUCCUGAGUCAUGGCAGGGCUCCUGGUUGAAACCAAACCUCGAGCCAUUGCAGCGCCCCUGGUCGAAGCCUUAUCCCAAGGUGGGGCAGAACCACUGGUCAAAGCCAUAUGUCGAAGGAUGGCAGCACCCUUGGUCGAAGCCUAAUCCUGAGCUGGGGCAGGGCUCCUGGUUGAAGCCAAACUUUGAGCCGUGGCAGCGCCCAUGGUCGAAGCCAAACUAUGAGCAGUGGCAGCGCCCCUGGUCGAAGCCGUUUACCGAGGUGGGGCAGAAUUACUGGUCGGAGCCGUAUCUCGAGAAAUGGCAGGACUUCAGGUCAAAGCCGGAUCCCGAGCCGUCGCGGGGCACCUGGUUGAAGCCGUAUCCCGAGCCAUUGCAGGGCUCCUGGUCGAGGCCGUAUCCAGAACUAUGGCAGGUCCCUUGGUCGAAGGCGUAUGCCGAGCCGUGGCAGACGUCGAAGCCCUAUCCUGAGCCGUGGCAGGACUCUUGGUCGAAGCCGUAUCACGAGCCGUGGCAGGAUCCCUGGUCAAGGCGGGAUCCCGGACCUUGGCGGAGCCCGUGGUUAAAGCAGUAUCAUGGGCCAUGUCUGAUCCCUCGGUCGCAUCCGCAUCUCGAACCAUGGCAGAUCCCCUGCUCGAAGCCAUAUCUCGAGCCCUUGCUGAACCAUGACACGAAGUCGUAUUUUGAGUCGUUGCAUAGUCCCUCGACCACUCUGCGUCCCGAGUCAUGGCCAAGUGCAUCAAAUAGUUGGUCCGGGGCAUAUUACGAGUCCACUACAUGGUUGAAGCCACCUUCAGAAUCUUUGCCAAAUGUUUAUUUUCAACCUUCCAAGGGACAUCGACCAGCUUACAAUCCAUGGCCCACUUUUUUACGUCAUGCGCCACCCCAGCCACAAUCGCAGCAGCGGCAUGUGGCCGGAGACAGCCUUUCACCGCAGCCAUGGCUGGUACACUUGCCUCAACCACCAACGCAGCCCGAGCUAUUACCAUUGUUCGAGCGGCCAUUAGAACAAUGUUCCGGAUUUCCCUGUCCACCUCAAUGGUACCAGCAAGUUCCCGGCCCCGCUGUUCCGAAGCUUGAGCUUUCACCCGACUCGAGAGUUCGCAUUUACGGAGGCACGGAUCUGACGAGGAACGCUGCCAAGAACCACAUGACCUCCCACUACUUCCGCAUUACCCCGUAGAACAACCUGAGAGGGACGCAAUUUCGCAUCCCAACA
Molecule: messenger RNA, 1251 nt
Organism: Rhipicephalus microplus (southern cattle tick)
Lineage: Eukaryota; Metazoa; Arthropoda; Arachnida; Ixodida; Ixodidae
Source: RefSeq, a predicted model, not a curated record